UAAGUAAUUAUUGGAAAAUGGUGAACUCAUGUUUUUUGUGCGACAGAAAGGCAUCUCGAGUACAUAAUAUUUCAUUGCACAGCUUUCCGAAAAAUACGGAUGUACGUAUGAAAUGGCUCAAUGCUUGUGGAUUAACUAUUAAUGAUGAUGUAAGGAGAACUAGUGUAUGUUCUAGACAUUUUAAACCUGAAGAUAUUUGCCAGUCUAAUAUUUUUGGAACAGUUAAAUCUUCGAUAAAACGUAAUGCAGUUCCUACGCUUUAUCUUACAAAUCCGCUGGAUAUCAAUACGGAUAAUAAAGCACAGCCAAACGUAUCAUUGUCCGAAUUAUUCAAUGAGAAUAUAGUCAACAACCAAGCACCCAAUUUUCCUGACAAUGGUAUUGUCGACGACAAUAAUGUACUCGAGAUUGUGGAAAAAAGUCCGGAUCAUUUUCUUACUCUAAACAAUAUUGAAGUUCAAACGUCAAAAAAAAGUAGCAUUGAUUCUGAUGGCUCCUGUAAAAAAUCUGAUUUAAAUCAAUUCAUGGAAAAAACGAUUUCAAAUUUAAGUAGUGACGACGAAAAUACUGUUCCAGACCAAAAUAAAUCCCCAAGUCAUCGCCUAAAACGUAAAUUUUUUGAGCCUCGCUUUGUAAGUGAAAUAUUACCAACAGAUUUUUCUACACCCAAAAGGGCUAAAAGAACUCUUGAUUUAAUUAAAAAUACCGAUAAGAAGAAAACAGAAAAAAUAAGACAACUACAGAGACAAGCCAGGAAUCUCCAGAAGAAAGUUGAGUCUUUACAAGAUUUAAUAAAUCAUCUUAAGGAAAACCGUAUGUUAACAGAUGAGAGUGGUGAUGCUCUAAUGGUAUAGUAUAUUCUAAUUAAUAUUAAUUGUACAUAUAUAUGUGGAGUAUCGGAAAUGGCACA
Chrysoperla carnea is the source of this 910-nucleotide messenger RNA. RefSeq lists its product as uncharacterized. The record is from RefSeq and is a predicted model, not a curated record. The transcript has 6 exons. Lineage: Eukaryota; Metazoa; Arthropoda; Insecta; Neuroptera; Chrysopidae. The coding region runs from base 18 to 854 and encodes 278 amino acids. Gene Ontology annotation, molecular function: sequence-specific DNA binding.